Molecule: messenger RNA, 4343 nt
Organism: Drosophila busckii
Lineage: Eukaryota; Metazoa; Arthropoda; Insecta; Diptera; Drosophilidae
Gene: jar
Product: myosin heavy chain 95F
Exons: 18
Coding region: 358-4146 (1262 amino acids)
Biological process (GO): actin filament organization; vesicle transport along actin filament; endocytosis
Cellular component (GO): actin cytoskeleton; cytoplasm; endocytic vesicle
Molecular function (GO): actin filament binding; microfilament motor activity; ATP binding
Source: RefSeq, a predicted model, not a curated record
AGCGUCGGAUGUGCGUUUGCGUCGCGGAUGGAAUUGCAAAUCAAAGAUCGUUGAAGUUUGUCUUGGAGACACUUGCAAUUUAUUGUGGUCGCGUCGCGUCAUGUGUAGCGAGCGUUAAAUUCAAAACGAGCCUAUCCAAUUGAAAUACGUCAGAUUCUAUUUGUGAUUAGGCUAAACUCUAGAUAAAUACAUUAGUUGCUGUGAUUUGGAUUUAAACAAUAAUAAACAGACCAAGCGGAUAUUGGCGCGGUGUACGCAGUGUUAUAGUUAAUUGCAAGAACUCUGGCUACGUGACCCUGAAAUCGAAGCAUAAACAACAACAACGCCGCAACAGCAGCGGAAGCAACAGUGCGAAAAAUGUUGGAGGACACCCAGCUUGUUUGGGUGCGGGAUCCGAUAGAAGGAUAUAUACAAGGUCGGAUAACUGAAAUCGGUACGAAGGAGUUUGAAGUAACGCCCAUUGAUAAGAAGUAUGCAAAACGCACGUGCCACUAUGAUGAUAUACACUCCUCAUGUGAUGGCCCGCAGGAUCACGAUGAUAACUGUGAACUUAUGCUGCUCAAUGAGGCCACAUUUCUGGAUAAUCUAAAAACGCGUUACUACAAAGACAAAAUCUACACCUAUGUGGCCAACAUAUUGAUUGCAGUAAAUCCGUAUCGUGAAAUUAAGGAGCUCUAUGCACCCGAUACCAUCAAGCAGUACAAUGGACGUUCCUUGGGUGAAAUGCCGCCGCAUGUCUUUGCCAUUGCCGACAAAGCCAUACGCGAUAUGCGCGUCUAUAAGCUAUCGCAGUCCAUUAUUGUGUCUGGCGAGUCGGGAGCUGGCAAAACGGAGUCGACCAAAUAUUUGCUCAAAUAUCUUUGCUACUCGCAUGAUAGUGCCGGACCCAUAGAAGCUAAAAUACUGGAUGCAAAUCCUGUACUGGAAGCUUUUGGCAAUGCCAAGACAACACGCAAUAAUAACUCAUCGCGUUUCGGCAAAUUCAUUGAGGUGCACUACAACAGCAAGUGCCAAGUGGUUGGCGGCUAUAUCUCGCACUAUUUGCUGGAGAAGAGUCGCAUAUGCACGCAAAGCGCCGAGGAGCGCAACUAUCAUGUGUUCUAUAUGCUGCUCGCUGGUGCGCCACAGCAAUUGCGGGAUAAGCUCAAUCUGGGCAAGCCAGACGACUAUCGCUAUCUGUCCGGCUGUACGCAGUACUUUACCAAUGCCAAGACGGAGCAGCUUAUACCAGGCUCGCAAAAGUCGAAGAGUCAUCAGCAGAAGGGCCCGCUUAAGGAUCCCAUAAUCGAUGACUAUCAGCAUUUUCAGAAUUUGGAUAAUGCGCUGGGACGUUUGGGCUUGUCUGAUAUGGAGAAAAUGGGCAUCUACUCGCUGGUGGCAGCUGUGCUGCAUUUGGGUAACAUUGCCUUUGAGGAAAUACCCGACGAUGUGCGUGGCGGCUGUCAGGUAUCUGAGGCGUCGGAGCAAUCGCUGACCAUUACCAGCACGCUGCUGGGUGUGGAUCAGACCGAGCUGCGCACUGCUUUGGUGUCGCGCGUCAUGCAGAGCAAAGGCGGCGGCUUCAAGGGCACGGUUAUCAUGGUUCCUCUUAAGAUCUACGAGGCGAGCAAUGCACGCGAUGCUUUGGCCAAGGCUAUUUAUAGCCGUCUGUUCGAUCGCAUUGUGGCCUUAAUCAAUCAGAGCAUACCCUUCCAGGCAUCCAACUUUUAUAUCGGCGUGCUGGAUAUUGCAGGCUUUGAGUACUUCACUGUCAACUCCUUUGAGCAGUUCUGCAUUAACUACUGCAACGAGAAGCUGCAAAAGUUCUUCAACGACAAUAUCUUAAAGAACGAGCAGGAGCUGUACAAGCGCGAAGGUCUCAAUGUGCCAGAGAUUACGUUCACGGACAAUCAGGACAUCAUCGAGUUGAUUGAGGCCAAGUCGAAUGGCAUUUUUACGCUGCUGGAUGAGGAGUCAAAGCUGCCCAAGCCCUCGCCGUGUCAUUUUACCGCUGAGGUGCACAAGUCCUGGGCGAAUCACUAUCGCCUAGGCUUGCCACGCUCGUCGCGUCUCAAGGCGCAUCGCACGCUGCGCGAUGAGGAAGGUUUCCUGGUGCGUCACUUUGCAGGCGCCGUUUGCUACAACACCGAGCAGUUUAUUGAGAAAAACAAUGAUGCCUUGCACGCAUCACUCGAAGGUCUGGUGCAGGAGUGCGAGAAUCCUUUGCUCAAGCAGCUCUUCCCAUCGGGCAGCAACACUUCGGUGCGUGGCAAGCUGAACUUCAUAUCCGUGGGCUCCAAGUUCAAGACACAGCUGGGCGAGCUUAUGGAGAAACUAGAGCAGAAUGGCACCAACUUUAUACGCUGCAUCAAGCCCAACAGCAAAAUGGUUGAUCGCCAGUUUGAGGGCUCGCUGGCGCUGGCGCAGCUCAAGUGCUCUGGCACCAUCUCAGUGCUGGAACUGAUGGAGCAUGGCUAUCCAUCGCGUGUGCUCUUUGCCGAUCUCUAUAGCAUGUAUAAGUCGGUGUUGCCACCGGAGUUGGUGUCGCUGCCUGCGCGCACCUUCUGUGAGGCCAUGUUCCAGUCGCUCAAUUUGAGUGCCAAGGAUUUCAAAUUUGGCAUCACCAAGGUCUUCUUCAGACCGGGCAAGUUUGUAGAGUUUGAUCGCAUUAUGCGCUCCGAUCCGGAGAAUAUGCUCGCCAUUGUGGCCAAGGUGAAGAAGUGGCUAAUACGCUCACGCUGGGUCAAGUCAGCGCUGGGCGCUUUGUGCGUCAUCAAGCUGCGCAAUCGCAUAAUCUUCCGCAACAAGUGCGUUCUGACUGUCCAGCGUAUUGCGCGCGGCUUUUUGGCACGUAAGCAGCAUCGUCCACGCUACCAGGGCAUUGGCAAGAUCAAUAAGAUACGCACCAACACUUUGAAGACCAUUGAAAUUGCCAACGGCCUCAAGAUGGGUCGCGAUGAAAUUGUGGGUGGCGUUAAUGAUAUUUAUAAACAAAUAGAUGACGCUAUACGCAAGAUUAAGCAUACGCCACGCAUCUCGCAACGUGAAAUCGAUUCCAUGUACACCGUGGUCAUGGCCAAUAUGAAUAAGCUCACUGUUGAUUUGAACACAAAGCUUAAGGAGCAACAACAGGCUGAGGAGCAAGAGCGUUUGCGCAAGAUUCAAGAAGCUCUGGAGGCGGAACGUCGUGCUAAGGAGGAAGAGGAGCAACGCAUGCGUGAGGAGGUCGAAAAUAAACGACUCAAAGCUGAAAUGGAAACGCGACGUAAACUGGCCGAGGCGCAACGUUUGCGGCAAGAGGAAGAAGAUCGUCGUGCUGCCUUAGCACUGCAGGCACAGCUGGAAAAGGAAGCCAAGGACGAUGCCAAAUAUCGUCAGCAGCUAGAGCAGGAGCGUCGCGAUCAUGAGUUGGCGAUGCGUUUGGCCAACGAAUCCAAUGGCCAGGUGGAGGAUAGUCCACCAGUUAUACGCAAUGGUGGUAACAAUGACGCGUCUCCCAUGGGUCCCAACAAACUGAUCAGUUUUUCACAAGUUGUGUCAAACAUUGCUUCGCGAUAUUUAACUAAAUCGGAGAACGUGCGCGCUCAGCAGCAAGCAUUGGGUAAACAAAAGUACGACUUGUCCAAAUGGAAGUACUCCGAGCUACGCGAUGCUAUCAACACGUCCUGUGAUAUUGAACUGCUAGAGGCCUGUCGUCAAGAGUUCCAUCGCCGCUUGAAGGUGUAUCAUGCCUGGAAGGCAAAGAACCGCAAACGCACCACCAUGGAUGAGAAUGAGCGUGCGCCACGCAGCGUCAUGGAGGCCGCCUUCAAGCAGCCACCUCUGGUGCAGCCCAUACAGGAAAUUGUCACGGCUCAGCACCGUUUCUUCCGCAUACCAUUUAUGCGUGCAAAUGCGCCCGAUAACACUAAGCGCGGCUUGUGGUACGCUCACUUUGAUGGCCAGUGGAUUGCUCGACAAAUGGAGUUGCAUGCUGAUAAGCCGCCCAUUUUGCUAGUUGCCGGCACGGAUGACAUGCAGAUGUGCGAGUUGAGCUUGGAGGAGACGGGUCUGACGCGUAAGCGUGGCGCCGAGAUACUAGAACAUGAGUUUAAUCGUGAAUGGGAGCGCAAUGGUGGGCGGCCCUAUAAAAGCCUUGGUGCAAAGCCGAAUGGAGCUGGCAUUUAAGCACACUCAAUUUGCCUUUAAAUGUGAACCGCUAAAAACCGAUAGGAACAAAUGCGAAAAAAUCAAAUUUUACGUUUGGAUUGUCUACAGGUCAAAAUUAGCAGUCACAUCGAAAUUCCAUAAUAUUUUUGCAAACACUUUUGAUAAGAAUAAUGUCCAAAAAUUUAUAGUUAUACAAAUUAUAUCUUUAAAUGUGA